CCUGGUCACGAUUACGUCAUAGUGCCAUAUAUGGAACAAGGGUUUCCGGGAAAUCCUCAAUCGGGUUCUCAGAACAUUAAUUACCAUAUCAAUGCAUAUACAGACCAAUAGCUAUCACUGCUCUCAGUGCAGGGGAUACAAACAAACUUCCACGAAGCAAUAUCGACUUUUCAAUCAUAUUACCUGAGCCUUUUCAAUGCACAAACCGCGGCGAUAGGUGAAACUAGGUCACGUGAAGACACGUUUACAUUCAGAUGUGGUUCACUAAGUUUCUGUGCUCGACCCUUGCCUUAAACAGCAGAAGUUUCCAGGUAAACUGAAAUACAUGCCAUCGCUCUGGAUUUGGAAGUGAGCCAUUUGGCUAUCGCGACCUGACAGUUCCAGGAACAACACUCAGUGCACCAGAGACGUUUGGGCUCGCCUCGUCGUCAAUGUUGUGAUCGACUUUUCACUGUCGUCAGUGUUUGUUGAAGUUGUCACGAGCAGAUAUAGUUUGGAGCGAAAAAGAUUGCAUGUCUUUAAGGGGACCAGGAAAGCUAACCUGCGUCUAAGAAGCAUCUCAGCACAGAUUGAAUGAAGGAAUCCUGACAAAACCAAAAUGUCACUCCAGUUUACAUGCUGCUGCAGGUCCACUCAGACCACUAAAAGAAAAAUGUCAAGUGUAAAGAUAAGAAGACCUGGAGGACGAUGGUUCGGAUGAUGAACAGAUGAAAAGAAGGAAUGCAAGCUCACCUGUAGAUCCUGAAGAUAUUACCAUGGAAACACCUUCAUCCAGGUCAAGUGUAAAGAUAGAAGACCUGGAGGACGAUGGUUCGGAUGAUGAACAGAUGAAAGGAAGGAAUGCAAGCUCACCUGUAGAUCCUAAAGAUAGUACCAUGGAAAUGCCUUCAUCCAGUGGCACACAGAUGGCGAGAUUACAGAACUUGAACCAGAAUGCUAUCGCGCAAUAUACAGAGGAUGUUAGAAUAGGAGAGAUGACAGAGGUCAAAUUGGCAAAUUGUCCUAAUACUGUAGUCGGUCAGAAGGUAGUGAUCAACCAGAACACUCCUGUGGUUACCCGAUUGGACAAGAUAAAGGUGCAGACCAAGCGAAAACUUGACAAAUUUAGAAGGGAUUCGUACUAUGAAACCAGAGCCGCCAAGUCUGCAAAGGAGUGUGUGAAAAGUGGCUGGGUUUUACUUAAAGGCUCUGAAGAAUAUGGCAAGACAUCACUGGGGCUGUACAUUCUCAAAACCUUUGAUCAGUCCUACAUCCCACUUUAUAUCCAGAAUCAAGGUGAUUUGGAAUGUAUUACAGAUCUGACUGGACUUGAAGAUGUUAAAAAGGAUGGUAAAUUUGAAACGUUCGUCAUUUUCAUUGAUGUUCCCUUUAAGAGUCAUGAUGAAGUUGAUACCCACUUAACUGAUGCAGUGGAACUUGCUAGCAGAGGUGCAGCUCAUGUUAUAAUAAGCAUUUCAACAAAGAACCUGCCAAAGCUGGAGAAAUCUACUCUGCUUAAAUGUCAGGGGAAGAAUUCCCAACAUGCAGUGACUCUACAAGACCUUCCUUUGCAAGAACAUGAACGAUAUGAAAUUUUGAAACAGAAAUUAAAGCCACAGACAGUCAAAUCUUUAGGACCAACAGAGGGCUCUCAAGAGGCGGCACUUCAGGAUAUUGCAAAGUUAACUGACCACCCCUGGUUCUUCAUGGCCAUUGAGUCAAGUGGCUCUAAAAAGGGCACAGAGCUAGUGACAAGCUUAAAGAACCCAGUUGGUUCCUUCAUUCAGCAGCUUGAACACAUGGCCGAAAAUGAACAGAUGAAAUUUGCUGCACUUGUAAUGAUUGUGAAAGAUGGUUUCUUAUAUGAAGCCAAGAAUAGGCCUCAAGAUCACCCAAAUCUCCACAACCAUUUUUUGAAAAUUUAAACAAGAUACUUGACAUACAAGGCA
Haliotis rubra (blacklip abalone) is the source of this 1928-nucleotide messenger RNA. RefSeq lists its product as uncharacterized. NCBI's taxonomy places the organism in Eukaryota, Metazoa, Mollusca, Gastropoda, Lepetellida, Haliotidae. The record is from RefSeq and is a predicted model, not a curated record. The transcript is spliced from 11 exons. Bases 708 to 1904 code for a protein of 398 amino acids.